GAUAUUGUUUCAUAAGUCGGGAACAAAGAGAACCGUUUACGUUGAAAUCAAACAACAGCGCACAAAAUAUGACCGACGGUGUCAUGUUGCUAUUUUGAUGACGAUACGAGAUGGCUAAAUUCCUUGUUAAAAACGAUGAUUGACACAAUGCAAGUUUGGGAUGGUACAUUUAUUGUCAGUCCUCAAUGUGUGUGGAACAUAUUGAGGGCUGAAACACACACACAUCAAAUGUGAAAGUAGUCAUGUGACCAACAGAACCUGUUUAUGGUUCUCGGAACACACCUGCAGAAUGUGUGACAUCACAGCAGAUUAUUAUAUAUAUAUUUUUUGUUCUAUAGUAUUAUGAGAAUGAGCACACAUGUACCUGAUCGACCUCCUUCGGCACAGAUGCUGUCGCCGUCCUCUGAGUCCGUGCUCUUGGCCUGCGGGGGGCGGGUCCUCUUCAUGGGCAGCGGAGGCGGCUGGAGCUUGGGUUUUAACACCGGCUGUCUUCUCGUUUCCCUUGUCUUAUUUGCGUUGGCCAGCGCAAUCCUGUGUUGGCUGAAAUUGUUCACGAUCCUUUUGACGUUUACGCUGGAGGGGCUCGUGGCCCUGUCGUCGCCCUCCGAAGGGAGGGAGGACAUUCGCUCCGUCGGUUUCGGCGGGAGCUCCGGUUUGCGUUUGACUUCGGCUAACUGGGCUACUGCGGACGGUUGAGCUGCUUCCUGGGCAGACAUGCUGGCUGGAUGGCGUCUUCUCCGGCAAUGUGCUUCCAAUCAGAGGCCAGGCUCUGAGAGAAAAUGUCCACCUGAACACCUCAUCCACACCUGUUGAGGGAAACAGAGAUCAAAUUGGUCUCGGUUGUCACGCUGAGUCCAAUUGUCCAGUUCCUUUGGAGGCUACCAAAGGAAAGUGCCCACUCAUUCACUGCCAUUGACGGCUUUUAAAGUCAAAUAUCCAUGUUAACUGGGAGGGCUGGCAGUGAAUGAGUUUUAAAUCAAUAAACCGUACGGGAAUACAGAACUCACGUCCCAACUUUUAAUGUGCCAAAGCACAUAUUACAUAUUCGAAGGUCACCAUCAAACAAAAAUGUCACAAGAGUCUUGGUGUUUUGAGAUAUCAUUUCCUGAGGCACAUCUGCUCAUCCUUUUUGCAUACAUUUACAGCAUAAUCAUAUCCUGAUCUCUUAUAAACAAGCUGAAUUACCACAGGGCUUGCAGAGGAAAAUGAAAUUUGCACAAGGAGUCGUGCACUCCCUGUGCUUCCAUUCCAUUGUGGGCCCAGGGAAUGGAAGCACAGCAGAUAUCUGACAAAAAGUGCCUCUCGGAGAAAUCCACACAGCAAAGGCUGUUAUUAAAAUUGAGCACUUUUGAGUGGCUAAAUGUCUCGAGGACAUUAGCGUGGACAAACAAAACAUCAACAUACCUGAAUAAAUCCAACCCUUGGAGGCAAAAAAAUAAAUAUUAUGACAGAUGAUCCAAUACAAACAUGCCGAGCGUGGCCGGCGCUCACGCACGCAAAUCCUUCUUACGCUACGUCAAAGACAAACACUGCGGAGGAAUCAUUUUGUUUUGAUUUGUCCAUAAUUCAUCAAGCGUACUGUGCCAAUCCGAGACAACCGACCGUCAAUUAGCCAUUAAAAUAAAUGAGUCGUCUUCGAUUGGGCAUCAAAAUUUAAUCUUACGCAGCGUGUGAGCGUCUGCGGGUUAUAAUGAAAGGUUCAGGCAAGACAAGUCGUUUUUUUAAUGAGAACGUAAACCAGCUCGUCGGACCGGUUUGGAAAAGGACGCGUGUGCGCCACUGUGUCAGUGAACUUGUUCUUUAGGAAAGGAGCAGGUUUAAGCUUGCUUUCUGGAGUUUUUCUUUUUUUUCAAGGGAGGAAACAAAACUUGACAUCGACGACAAUACAUUGAAUGGAUCAAUAUGCCAUUUUUCGAUGGGUUUAAACACAAAAAUGGGGCGAACUUGUAAUGGGGAAAAUCUUGAAAACUGAAAAAAACAUUGACUUAAAAAAUAUAUAUAUAAUUUUUUUUGUAUUAUUUGAAAACUCAACUGUAAUAUUUUCGAGAUACACCCUCUGACAUCCCCCCUUUUGUCUCCCUUUGACCUGGUUUGCUCAAUACCUCCAACCUCCAGUCCAGCGGACACUUAACACACAAAAUCGGGCCGGGUCAGUAGGUCACUCAUUCAUUCCUGAAAGUCUUUUUGUCACGCAAAUCCAAUGCAUAUCGAAUCUGGCGUGAUGCCUGAAAUCAGGCCGGUUUGUGCACAAUCCUUAAGUGCCUUAAAAAAAAAAUAAAAAAAAAAGGGGGGCUUGCAUUAACACAAUGUAGUGUGUUCAGUAUGUGUGUGCGUGUACCAUCUGUUGUGGAAACCAAUGCAUCAGUGUGCAUACAAAAAAAGUAGGGGUGCUUCUAAAAGCUGAAGGCCUUAACCAGUGUGUAAAAAAACCCAAAACAAAAACAAAAAAACGCAGGCACACAAAAGGGUUGGGCGCGCACUUCGCAUUCAUAUGCUCAUUAAAUAUUAUUUAGCAAUCUGUGGCUUCCAAUCUCAUGAGAAGUUAUUACAUAGUCAUUAUUACCUGUCAUUUCAACUUUAACCCUUUCCUUUUGUUUGUAUUAAUAAUUAUAUAUAUAUAUAUUUUUUUUUAAAGAAAUGACAAACACCAAACACACCCGGUUGUUGCCCCAGCAGUUCUAAGCAGGAAAUUGCGCGUCUUUUAAUGAGUUUACGUCGGGCAAUACUGGAUUCAUAAGUGUGGGUGUAUUCUAUCGCUCGGUAGCGGUUUACAAUAUUUACGUUAGUGUCCCCACGAGGGUGCAGGUGCUUUCGGUUCGGACUUUUCACCGAACCGCCCCGGCAUAGUUGUCAAUUCUAAGUAAACAGUCGAGUUAAAAUAAUAAUAAUAAUAAUAAUAAAGACAAAUAUAUUUUCACACAGAAAACUAAACUCACCUGGAUUGUUCGGACACAAGCAAACAUUACUCGUCAGUAGAUCGGCUGCUGUGUCGGCACGAAACUGCUACAUCAUAUGUAGACUGUAUUUAUUAAAAAUAAUAAUAAAGUCCAAGGUCUGUCUAUGUAACUACCGACGGAAAUGAAUAAUAAAAAUAUAAAAAGGUGAAAUAAGUGGCAGUCUCCAUAGCCCCCCAAGUGGUUGCCUUUCUCUUCUUUGUUGCCCGCUGAGUGAGUCAGUGAAGCGGACUGGAGGCGGGGCAACACCCCCACUCCAAUCAAUACUUCCGGCAUGGAUUUCAAAGUAAAACCACAACCGUUACGGACUGCUUGAGCACACUGUGGAUUAGUGUCUUUUGUCGUGAAGGCGACGACACCGAACCCCGGGUCAUUUUAACGGUUUUAAUAAACUGCACCUCGCUCGUACUCAGAAACUUGGUGAAAACUGGUCGGAGUUUCAGCAUUUGGAAUGCAGUAAUGCGUUAUUGUUGUUGGUUAAAAAAAAAAAAUCUGUAUUAAUUGAUGCGUUUAAAUGUUAUCUUGAAUGUGGAAUAAUAGACGCUUUGUUAUGAAUAAUGAAGUCGCGCACCACCUGUUUUACGUGGAAUUCGACUUCCAUUUAGCGUCCAAAACGGAAAAUACGCGACACAGUGGAGAAUAAUAUGUCAAGUUUACUUUGCGUGCACGCCAAUAAUCAACUUUUGUCUUUGUCAAUGAUAGCUAUAAACUACCAAAUAUAUUUAAAACGGUAGUUGUUGAGCACUGGUUAAAAUAUGACGGUGACAAAAUCCCUGUGGUCUAUUUUAUUUGGAUGCUCCCGUGGCGUAAACAUACUGCGGCAAUUAGCUCGACUGUCUUUGACUGCAGCGCAUCUUCGGGGUAUCACUCCGCGGCCGUCAGCGGAAGCGCUCCUCGACCAAUCACGUCUGUGUUUACACCAUCACCUGUCAAACGCAUACCCCCGGCUACAUUUUUUUUUUGUUUCUCUGCAAGGUAGGACAGAACAUUUGUUUGCCAUUCUUAACAUUCUUGUCGAAGCGACAAUAUCGUUAUGGGAGCGUUAGAUAGGAAGCCGGUUCGCCCGCAUAAAGAAGACGCAGCCGAUCGCCCCCGGAGCUAGUGCGCCGGAGCGGGCGAUCUGGGCCAGUAGCUUGUUUUGUUAUUGUUUUUGCCGGUGAGCAGAAGCCUUUGCUCCUCCUCAUCCCCGUAGUGACGUUAAUUCAAAGGAAAACUAUGAUGAGCGGAGGCAAAUUCAACCGGCUGAGACGGGAGCAUGCAGACCACGGUGAAAGCCCGAGCUAGGAACGCUGUCGACCGGCAGGAGAUUGGAUCAAAGCCCCCCCCCGAGUAACGGAGUAAACACUCAGUUAAAAAAUAAAUAAAAUAAAGCUACUCAACUACUGCAACUAGAGCUGAAAAACAAAGACUGGCACUGAAGCGCCGACGGGAGCCGCUACCUGGACGGACUUUCUGGCAAUUGACCUUUGCAGCGGAAGAAGUCUUGAACUAUGAGCUCAGUGGCAGUGUUGACCGCCGAGAGCUUUGCGGAGCAUCGCAGCGGCCUGAAGGACCAGGAGAUUAUAGGCUGCGUCCCGGAGGAUGAGGCCUACAUCCCCACCUACCUGGAGGCCUUCCCUCCGCUGCCAGAAAAGGGUGCGCCGGGGGAGAAGGCGGCCCCCGCGUGGGGGAGCAAGAUCAGGCCCAUCAAAGCUUCCGUCAUCACCCAGGUGUUCCACGUGCCCCUCGAGGAGCGCCGCUACAAGGACAACAGCCAGUUCGGGGAGGGCGAAGAAGCCAAAGUGUGCUUGGACAUCAUGCAGCGAACAGAAGCCCACAUUGAGCUGUCCCUGGCUAAAGACCAGGGCUUGUCCGUCAUGGUCACAGGCAAAGUGGACUCUGUCAUGAAGGCCCGCAAGGAGAUCGUAGCACGACUGCAGACUCAGGCCUCAACCGCGGUCGUCAUCCCCAAGGAGCACCACCGCUUCGUCAUCGGCAAGAACGGCGAGAAGCUGCAGGAACUGGAGCUGAAGACGGCGACCAAGGUCGUCGUGCCGCGCCCGGACGACCCCAGCGCCGACAUCCGCAUCGCCGGUACCAAGGAGGGCAUCGAGAAGGCGCGGCAUGAGAUACUGCUGAUCUCUGCGGAGCAGGACAAGCGCGCGGUGGAGCGGCUCCCCCUGGAGAAGGCCUUCCACCCCUUCAUUUCCGGCCCACACAACCGGCUGCUGCAGGAGCUGAGUCAGGAAACGGGCGCUCGCAUCAGCGUCCCCCCUACCAGCCUGCCCAAGGACGAGAUCGUCAUCGCCGGGGAGAAGGAGGCCGUCGCCCUGGCGCUCGGCCGCAUACGUGCCGUCUACGACGACAAGAAGAGGAAGACCACCACCAUCUCCGUGGAGGUGAAGAAGUCGCAGCACAAGUACAUCGUCGGCCCAAAGGGCAACACCCUGCAGGAGAUCCUGGAGGCCACGGGGGUGUCGGUGGAGUUGCCCCCGCUGGAUUCCGGCUCGGAGACCAUCAUCCUCAGGGGGGAGCCCGACGAGCUCGGCCCGGCCCUCACGCAGGUCUACUCCAAGGCCAGAAGUGUGAUGGUGAUGGAUGUGACGGCUCCGGCCUGGCUGCAUCGCUUCAUUAUUGGCAAAAAGGGACAAAACAUCGGGCGGAUAACACAGCAGCUGCCUCGAGUUCACAUUGAGUUCACCGAUGGCGAGGAGCGCAUCAACCUGGAGGGGCCGACGGAGGAGGUGCAGCAGGCUCAGGCCCAGAUACAAGAAAUCAUCAAGGACCUGCUGGUGAGGAUGGACCACACCGAGGUCAUCGUAGACCAGCGUUUCCACAGACAUCUUAUCGGAAAGAACGGCACCAAUAUCAACCGGAUUAAGGAGCAGUACAAGGUCUCGGUGAGAAUCCCGCAGGACUCUGAGCGAAGCAGCCUGGUCCGCAUCGAGGGCGACCCCAAGGGCGUCCAGCUGGCUCGCAGGGAACUCAUCGAGAUGGUUCAAAGAAUGGAGAAUGAGCGAACCAAAGAUCUGGUAGUGGAGCACAAGUUCCAUCGGACGAUCAUCGGCCAGAAGGGAGAGAAGAUAAAAGAAGUCAGAGACAAGUUCCCCGAGGUUAUCAUCAACUUCCCUGACCCGGCGCAGAAGAGUAACGUUGUUCAGCUGAGGGGGCCCAAUAGCGAGGUGGAGAAGUGCGCAAAGUUCCUCCAGAAGAUGAUUGCCGACCUGAUAGAGAGUAGCUUCUCGCUCUCGGUUCCCAUCUUCAAGCAGUUCCACAAAAACAUCAUCGGCAAAGGUGGUGCCAACAUCAAAAAGAUCCGCGAGGAGACCAACACCAAGAUCGACUUGCCCACUGAGAACAGCAACUCCGAGAUGAUCGCCAUCACGGGUAAGAAGGGCAACUGUGAGGCGGCCAGAGAUCGAAUCCUCGCCAUCCAGAGAGAACUGGCCAACAUUAAAGAGACCGAGGUCGCCAUCCCGGCCAAGCUGCACAACUCCCUGAUCGGCUCCAAGGGCUGCCUGGUCCGCGCCGUCAUGGAGGAAUGCGGCGGCGUCCACAUCCACUUCCCCUCCGAGGCCUCGACGUCGGACAAGGUCACCAUCAGGGGGCCCGCCGGCGAGGUGGAGAAGGCCAAGAAGCAACUGCUGCAGCUGGCUGAGGAGAAGCAAGUCAACAACUUCACAGCCGAACUGCAGGCCAAACCGGAGUACCACAAGUUCCUGAUCGGGCGCGGCGGGGCCAACGUUCGGCGCGUACGGGACAGGACGGGCGCACGCAUCAUCUUCCCGUCACCUGACGACCCCGAGCAGGAACUGAUCACCAUUGUGGGGAAAGAGGAAGCCGUCCGUCAGGCACAGAAGGAACUAGAAUGCCUGAUCAAAAACCUGGAUGACGUGGUGGAGGAUAGCAUGGAUGUGGACGUACGCCACCACCGCCAUUUUGUGUGCCGCAGAGGCCAGGUGCUGCGGAAGCUGGCCGAAGAAUAUGGCAGCGUGGCCGUCAGCUUUCCUCGCACGGGGGCCAACAGCCAACGGGUUUCCCUGAAGGGAGCCAAGGACUGCGUGGAGGCCGCCAAAAAACGCAUACGGGAGAUCAUCAAGGACCUGGAGUCCCAGGUGAGCGUGGAGGUGACGAUCCCUCAGCGCUACCACCGCGCCAUCAUGGGGCCCAAAGGCAGCCGCAUUCAGCACAUCACCCGCGAGCACGAGGUCCAGAUCAAGUUCCCGGAGAGAGACGACGCCAACGCAGGUCAAAAGGCUUCGCCGCAGGAGAGCGGCCAUGUCUGUCCAGAUGCGGAGCUCGUCCCCCGUAAGUGUGACGUCGUCGCCAUCUUGGGGCGAGCCGAGAAGUGUGAGGUGGCCAAAGCUGCCCUGCUGGCCUUGGUGCCCAUCACGGAGGACGUGGAGGUGUCCAAUGAGCUUCAUCGCUACAUCAUCGGCCAGAAAGGCAGCGGAAUCCGAAAGAUGAUGGAGGAAUAUGAGGUCAACAUGUGGGUGCCGCAGCCCGAGCUGCGGCAGGACGCGAUCCGGGUGACGGGCCUGCUGGCCAACGUGCAGCGAGCCAAGCGGGGCUUGCUGAGCCGGGCCAAAGAGCUUCAAGCUGAGCAGGAGGACAGGGUGGGCGCACACAUUUCCACAAAAGCCCCCCCGCGAUGUUCUCACGUGCUCUCCUCGCAGGCGCUGCGGAGCUUCAAGGCCACCGUAUCGGUCGAGCCCAAGUUUCAUCCCAAGAUCAUCGGUCGCAAGGGGGCGGUCGUUUCUCAGAUCCGAAAAGACCACGACGUCAACAUCCAGUUCCCCGACAAAGGAGACGAGCAGCAGGACCUGAUCGUGGUGUCGGGGUACGAGGGGAACGUGGAGGAGGCGUGCGAGGCCAUCCGGCAACUUGUGGCCGAGUUGCAGGAGAUGGUGAGCCAAGACGUGCCCCUGGACCCCAGGACGCACGCCCGCAUCAUCGGCGCCCGCGGCAAAGCCGUCCGCAAGCUGAUGGAGGAGUUCAAGGUGGAUAUCCGGUUUCCUCCGCCUGGCUCCGACGAACCUGACAAAGUGACGGUGACGGGCCUUCCCGAGACGGUCGACAACGCCGUCGAGCACCUGCUCAACCUGGAGGAUGAAUACUUGCUCAGCAUGACAGAGACCGCGAGGUUGGCGGCGUACAUGAAACCUCCGUCGCGCUGCGGGGGAGGCGGCGGCGGCGGCACGGGGGGGCCGGAAGAUGGUACCGGGACUCCGGCGAAAGGCUUCGUGGUGCGCGACGCCCCCUGGAACGCCGCAGAGUACAAGGCGCUGGACAUGAGCAGCGCAGACGACUUCCUCACGUUCGGGAAGGCCGUGGCGCCCAAGCAGAGAUACGCCUGGGGCCCCAAGAAGUUCUGAGACGCAACGGACGUUCCUGCCUUCCUUCUCUUUUCUAUCCUCAAACCAGCCACUGCACAUUCUGAGGAGAUGAGUUUCUUUCUCCUCCUUUUCGCCCGCUACGAAAGGGAAAACCCGAAUGUCGCGUUAACAUUUAAAACCUUUCCCAAAAACUAUUUGGGUUCAGGCACCUGCACGGACUGCUAAAGUCUCUUCAACUCACGGCUGUCUGUUAAAGUCUUUGCGUUCCUUGAAUUGUAUCAGGUGAGGCUGCGUAUGGAAAGUCAUUGAGAAUUUCCUCGAUAUCCCUGAAAAUCAAGGACAUUGAAGAAACGCUCCAAACGGCUCACCGUAGCUGUGUGUGUAAAUUAUUACAAGACAAACCGGCUGCUGUAGUAAAAAAAAGAACGGGGGGGGGGGGAACCCCUGAGGAGGUGAUAUAUCCUGCACUGAUUCCCUGUUGUGAAGUUUUAUUUCUUGUCAAGUGUAAAAAGGAGCCAUUUUGUUUCAACGACUGUGAUUUUGUGUUUUUAUAAAGGCGGCCACUUGGAGCUCAUGACCGAUGUUCAUCAGGGUUUGCGAACAUGUUACGAGUAGUUACUGUACGUCAACAGAGGGUUUUUUUUGCGAUUUUUUUUAAAGGGAAUUUUUUCGGUUGGUGGCGGCAUAUGUUGAGGUCUGUGUGUGUGUGUGUGUGUGUGUGUGUGCGUGCUAUGUAUAUUUGAAUGAAACUGAACCAAACUUUGACAUGGUCUUAAUCUCUGUUUAUCUCAGAGCUCCUCAUUAAUGCUUGAUAUUCUUGUCAACAUGGACACAAAUGCUGCUUGCCUCUCUCCCAAAAAAACAAAACGGGUCCUCUCUUAUAAGAAGUGCUUCAUGUGUUGUCGUAAUUUGUCGCAUUUUUUUUUAUGACACUCAAGGGAUAAGUUAAUACGACUCGUCAGUGAAAAUGGACACUUUUUACAUACCUUGACAGAUUGCAUUUCCUGGUAGCUUACCGAGUGACAUCGAGUCGCCGGUUAUGGUUGGUUGGCUCCAUUUUGAGUAAAGGGAUACGUAUCCGAAGUGACCAAAACGGUGGAUUUUAGGGGUCCAGUUUUAAAAUUGGUGUUUUAAUAUCAAUUUUUUUUUUAGCAGAUGGCAGACUAUGCAACCCAGGGAUGUACUGUAUCCCAGCAGUUAUUGUACUCAAAUACAACAAAUACAGUACAACCAGUGGCGGUUCUAGCCUGCUCUUAGCGGGGUGGCCAGACUGGGUCCAAGGGUAUUUUUAGGGGGGGCCGGAUUCCAAGAACCACCACUGUGUACAGCAUCAUAUGUUUGAUUUAUUAUUUUUUUAAGUUGUAAAAGUUUCUUCAUGUUUGUCUGAUCGCCAAUGUUAGGACGGCGACAGCUCCUGUGAAAAGCUAAGACAAAUGCACUAUUGGCCUUAAGUAAGAACUCAACAGCAUUUUGACAACAGUGUGAUUGUGUAACUGCAAUACAAAUGUGGUGGUCAUUUC
Messenger RNA from Phycodurus eques (leafy seadragon), 9789 nucleotides. RefSeq names its product high density lipoprotein binding protein b (gene hdlbpb). The record is from RefSeq and is a predicted model, not a curated record. NCBI's taxonomy places the organism in Eukaryota, Metazoa, Chordata, Actinopteri, Syngnathiformes, Syngnathidae. Gene Ontology annotation, molecular function: mRNA binding. The transcript is spliced from 27 exons. The coding region runs from base 4445 to 8308 and encodes 1287 amino acids. Gene Ontology annotation, cellular component: nucleus; cytoplasm.